AUGCAAGAUUGGCUGCACGGAGACCAGCUAACCAUGGACCCAACAGAAUGGGGAUGGAGAAAGGAAGGCGACAUACUGGUCCCUGUAGAAAUGACACAAAAACCUGCGCCCAAGAAUAAUAUGGAACUAAUAUUCUGUGGAUGCGCAGAGGAUUGUAAGCUGUUGUCCUCUAGUUGCAGGAAGCAUGGCCUCCCUUGCAGUCUUGCCUGUAAAAUUUGUGUAGGCUCAACUUGCAACAACACUGAAAGAUAUUCAGUUGCAAACGUUAUUGCGGCAGAGAGAGAGGCCUUAGAUGAGGAAGAUGUUUUACUUAUGAAUACGUCAGUCAAUGACGAAGAAAAUGAACAGACUAGCGAUGUGUUACUUGAUGAAGAAUUUAAUAUUUAG
Psylliodes chrysocephalus is the source of this 387-nucleotide messenger RNA. The record is from the annotation of a GenBank genome assembly. Lineage: Eukaryota; Metazoa; Arthropoda; Insecta; Coleoptera; Chrysomelidae.